AUGUUGCCGUGCGCCUUGGCCUGGCUGCUGAUUUGCUUCUUCUUGAGCAAGCUGCUGCCAUCGCCUUCGUGGCGUUUCGAGAGCGGCAAGCUCGUGUCGACCAUGGGCCAGUUUAUGCAGGUGAGCUUCACGAUCUACAGCAAGAUCGCCUUGUCGCCCAUGGUGUGCUACACCCACCCCAAUGGAAAGAGCGGCAUGCUUGAGCACAAUGGCAUCUUCUGCUUCGAGAGUGAAGAGCACACGCCCAUGUUCCUUAUCGGAAUCCUUCUCCUUGCUGGAAUGAUCAUCUUCUAUGCUAUGGCCAUUUGGGCCACAGUUGUGGCACCGCGGAAAGCAGCCUCCGGGAAUGUCUGGUUUCUGGCAGCGACGCGGUUCCUUCUCUUCCGCUUCCGCACCGAUAUUUGGUGGUUUGGGACAUUCAUGCUGCCGCGAGGCCUCAUGCUCUCGCUCUCCAUCGUUAUGGCGGGCGACAGCCCCUACGUCCAG
This is a messenger RNA of Symbiodinium necroappetens, 486 nucleotides long. Lineage: Eukaryota; Dinophyceae; Suessiales; Symbiodiniaceae. The record is from the annotation of a GenBank genome assembly.